AUGGGCUCCCGAUUAGAAGCCAACUCUGCAAAUGUACGCAAGAGGAUUGAGAACCAUACAUUCGACGAUGAGCAAGGGGAAGAAUAUGAGGCCUCCAAAUUUGGAGGGUUUCCCGACUAUUUUCGGCGGAAAAAGCUCAAGCUUCAGAACCUUGAUGUGGAGCUUCGGUCUCGGUCAACUCACAAUCCACAUAUCUUCAAAGGAGUCGUUGCACACGUCAAUGGCUACACUCAGCCUUCACUCAACGACCUUCAUACUUUAAUAGUGAGCUACGGAGGUGGAUUCAUGCAAUACCUUGAUGGCAAGACAGCCGUUACGCACAUCAUCGCAAGUAAUCUGACGCCUAAGAAGAAGGUUGAAUUCGCCAGAUAUCGAAUCGUGAAACCUGCAUGGGUGGUGGAUAGUGUCAAAGCAGGGAAAUUGCAGCCUUGGGAUGCAUAUAGAGUGGUUGAUGAGGGUGUUAAGCAGAAAGUACUUGGAUUCGACAACGGACGUGUUGUCAGCCAAUCUAAUAAACUGCAAUCAAGCUAUCGAGAGCAAACAGAGUCGAGUUGGUAUACGUCGCAAAUACGAAAUGAUGCCGAAGGCCCCGUCGAGGAUGCUCCCUUGAGCGAAAGUACAGAAGCUAAGCCAGAAUAUCCGGACCCAGCUCCUACCGCACAAACUCGAUUGCUUCCUCGUUCGGAAUCAUCAGCUGGGAGUGACACCUCUGCUGCUAUACUAACACCGACAACGCAAAAUGACGUAGGCUUCCUGGUUGACGAGUUUGGGACAGAGGACGUGGACGCGGAAGCUGGGGUCAAGGAAAGUGAGCUGAUGGCCGUCAAUCAGCAAUCGUUUCCCGCAACAGUGGAAGGAAACGCCACUUCUGAUAUGAGAGAAAAUUCUGCAAUCAGAAAACGUUGCACCUCUUCCGAGGACCCUAUGCACAAUUCUGGUGUACUUGCGCAGCAGGACACUGCAAUUGGGAAUGGAAAACCAAUGCUUAACGAAUCGAAAGAAUCGCCCCAGGAACGAACCAUGGACUCCUUGGGAAAGCGUAAUUUAACAGCAGAAGAGCAUAAUGCGCGGCUACUGUCAGAUCCUCACCUUGCUAAAUCGAGUACAGCAAAUCCAGACUUUCUAAACCAAUACUAUCGCGAGUCGCGUCUUCACCACCUGUCAACCUGGAAAUCAGAACUGAAGGCGCAACUGCAAGCGCUAGCAAGCGAGCAGACCUCGUCUCAGAAAUCACGACAGAAGCGACCCCCCGGAGCAAGAAGAUAUAUCAUGCAUGUUGACUUUGACAGCUUUUUCGCGGCUGUCAGUCUUCGAAAACAUCCGGACCUUGUGGACAAGCCUGUGGCCAUCGCUCAUGGCGGUGGACCUGGAUCUGAAAUUGCCAGCUGUAAUUAUCCAGCUCGCAGCUUUGGCGUCAAGAAUGGCAUGUGGAUGAAAUAUGCUUUACAGCUCUGUCCGGAUCUCAAAACGCUGCCUUAUGACUAUAAAGCUUAUGAGGAAGCAAGUCGACAUUUCUAUGAUGCCAUCAUUGCCACAGAUGGCAUAAUACAAAGUGUUAGUAUUGAUGAAGCUCUGGUCGAUAUAAGCAAUCAGUGCAUUGCUGCGGGCGGUAGCGACGGAAGAGGUGUUCUGGAAGGUUCCAUCUAUCGUGAACAAACAAAGGCUGACAAGAUCGCGAAUCACGUACGAGCUUUGAUCAAGGAGAAGACGGGCUGCGCAGUCUCAGUCGGUAUUGGCAACAACAUACUCCUUGCCAAGGUUGCACUCCGAAAAGCGAAACCUGCAGGUCAGCAUCAGAUCAAGCCUGAAGAAGCACUUGACUUCAUUGGGGAGCUUCUUGUUCACGAUCUUCCAGGUGUUGCACACAGCAUUGGUGGCAAAUUGGAAGAGAUCGGUGUCCAGUAUGUCAAAGACAUCAGAAGCUUGACAAAAGAGCGCUUAGUGAGCGUUUUGGGUCCGAAGACGGGUGAAAAAUUGUGGGAUUACUCACGUGGAAUAGACAAGGUAGAGGUUGGGGAUCAAGUCAUCAGGAAGUCCGUCUCGGCUGAGGUGAACUGGGGCAUAAGGUUUGUGACCCAACAGCAAGCCGAUGAAUUCGUUCAAUGUCUUUGCGAUGAACUCAGUCGGAGGCUGCUUGAGCAGGGGUUCAAGGGUCGACAUCUGACAAUGAAGAUCAUGCGAAGAGCAGCUGAUGCCCCACUCGAUCCGCCCAAGAAUCUGGGACAUGGCAAAUGCGAUACCUUCAACAAGAGCGUGGUACUUGGAGUGGCUACGAAUGACAAAGCUCUUCUUGCUAAGGAGGCUCUUUCGAUUUUGAAAGGGUUCGCAUUCUCUCCAGGCGAAUUGAGGGGAUUGGGUGUUCAGAUGCAGAAGCUGGAGCCUUUAAAGCCUACAGGGAUUUCGGUCCCACCGAAUGCUGAUAGCAGCCAGCGGAAAUUGCAGUUCAAGCAGCCCUCUGCUACGACAUCUCAACAUGCACGGAAUCCUUCACCGCUCGAGAAUGUUCAAUCGUCUGCAUCGCCAACGCUCCUCAAGAAGCCCACAAAACUUCAGCAUCAUCCUGAUCCCAUUGAGCGGAGCCCGACGCCGGAAGAACAGAGACGUCCUGAGCCCAUCAAAGGCGCUCUGUCCUCGACACGUACUGAAACCUCAGACGCCAAGUACAAGCCCCUGAAUAUCACCGGAACACAGUUUGUCCUACCGUCACAGAUCGAUCCAUCCGUGCUUGCCGAGUUGCCUCCUGAUGUCCGUUCGAAGCUUGCUCCAAAGCAGAAACGAAUUAUUGACGCUCUAGUGCCACAACACCAGCCACACUCGCCUCCAAGGUCCCGAUCUCAGUCACCAUUUGCUUCCGUUGCAGACCUUCCUAACCAAUCCCAGCUAGAUCCUGAGACCUUGAACGCCCUGCCCGAAGACGUGAAGAAUGAGCUGCUAUCUUUCUACCACUCCGAAGCUUCAAAAUCAGAUUCUCCAAGCCGCCAACGGCAAUCACUGCCUCACUCGCCACGAAAACCAAAGUCAGGCCUUGUAGCCAAGAAGCUGAAUCUCACACCCACCAAAAAGCACAAAACCUCCACUCUCCUAGGCAGAGGCAGAGGCAGGCCACCAAAGACCAUCUCGAAUUCCAGCACUACAUCUACCCUCACUCAGUCCAACUUCGUCGCCAAUCCUAUCAACAACAGCAAGAGAUCCUUCCCUCGCCCAACAGAAACAGCCACAGAUCACUCCGAACCAGAUUCCGAUCCUCAACCAGCACCACCAGCAGAGAUAUCUGAGUCCUUUCUCUCUGCCCUGCCACCAGACCUCCGCCGUGAAAUCCUAGACCAACAAAAACGGGAACGUCUCAAACAGCGCUCUGGUCUCGACAUCUCCACCUCGAAAAGACCGCUUGCCCAGCGAGCUCCGGCUGACCCACCUGGUGCAGGCCAGCGAAAACUCGUCCUUCCUCCACGCGAUGAGAUCCCGACCUUCACGAGCAGGAAACUCUCCACCAUUGAAGAAUUGAGGGAUGCGAUGAGCGGGUGGGUGGAGGAGUUCUCUGCUACGCCGGCCGAAACCGACGACGGCGACGGCGAAGCAGGGGAUGAGAUUGCGGGACCGUAUGACGAAGAUGUAGAAGCCCUGGCUACCUAUCUCGCCAAGGUGGUUACGGUGGAAGGGAAUAUGGAGAAGGCGGUUAGUGUUGUCACGUGGAUUGAGUGGUUGGUCGGGGAGCUGGAGGAGGAGAGACAGAGAGAUGCUUGGGAGCGCGUCUUGGAGCGGCUGAAGGCGCGUGUCCAGAACGCCGUGAGGGAGCGGGGUUUGGGAGUCGUGGAUUUUGGCUAG
Molecule: messenger RNA, 3825 nt
Organism: Endocarpon pusillum Z07020
Lineage: Eukaryota; Fungi; Ascomycota; Eurotiomycetes; Verrucariales; Verrucariaceae
Exons: 2
Coding region: 1-3825 (1274 amino acids)
Biological process (GO): error-prone translesion synthesis; error-free translesion synthesis
Cellular component (GO): nucleus
Molecular function (GO): DNA-directed DNA polymerase activity; damaged DNA binding; deoxycytidyl transferase activity
Source: RefSeq, a predicted model, not a curated record